Molecule: messenger RNA, 776 nt
Organism: Linum tenue
Lineage: Eukaryota; Viridiplantae; Streptophyta; Magnoliopsida; Malpighiales; Linaceae
Source: the annotation of a GenBank genome assembly
AUGGAGCAGUUCCAGCUGAAACAGGCAGAAUCUCCUAGUUUAGUUGUGGCUGAUUCUUUGACUUCUAUGUCUAAUUUAGUUGCCCAUAGCAUUGAGUUACUUCAUGGCCAUCUCGACUUACCAGAUGUUGGAUACGGAAAUGCUGUUGAGAGUGGCGACACCAAUAAGCACUUUGAAGCCUGUUCCCAUUGUUUGAAUGAAGAAGUCAGCUGUACAUCUCAUGAAACUUCCCAUCCAUACUGCUUACAGAUUCCUCAAGCUCAGUUUUCACUAGCACUUGCAAUAUUGACCUGCAUGAAACUCUCAUUGUCUUUGGAGAUUCUGGUGUUUAUGUCUGCAAAGGUUAUGUCUAUGAUGUAUGUCAUUUUUGACCUGAAGGCAGAAGGCCUGGUUAAGGCAGUGAAAGAACCAGUCGUGUCUGGUCGACCAAGGUCCUGCGAGAUGCUUUCAUUUCCUACGUACGAGGCCUUGAAACUUGAAAGCUUUUUUAGCUUUGUGCCAAUCAGGACGUCUCUUUCUGAUCCAAAAUUCGCCGUCCUCGUUCGUUAUGGAAUUCAGCGCCUAGAGGCCGUUUAUUGUUGUCGUGCCUAAUGCAAACAAAAAGAUGACGAGGACACCACCAAAGCUUAAAUAACGGUCUCUUUUGAAUUUUUCUUCUUCGUGCAGGGACAUGGGAUGCAGCCCAGUAAAGUCCAAGCUCCGAACUGGAUCCAAACAUCAGGCCCACUUAAUAGAUAUCCAGACCCAGUCAAUUAUCCAAACACCAGCCGUCUCAA